Molecule: messenger RNA, 8382 nt
Organism: Anastrepha obliqua
Lineage: Eukaryota; Metazoa; Arthropoda; Insecta; Diptera; Tephritidae
Exons: 7
Coding region: 194-8134 (2646 amino acids)
Source: RefSeq, a predicted model, not a curated record
CAGCAUCGGCGAGAGACGAGUCGCUCAAAUUAAUUUAUAGUUUUUUUGUUUAUUUAUUUUUACCAAAAUUAAUAAUCAUUAUUUUAUAUUUGUCUUUGUUGAUUACGUAAAGUCGCACUAAUAACAAAUAGGCGCAAAACAAAAAUAUCUACGAGCUCAAAUAAAACAAAAGCAAUAUCCAUAGCGUGAAAAAAUGGUUUAUGUGUUCCUUAGUGUUGCGGGAAAUUACGUGUCAUUACCCGGUGCUGGAACUAGUCCAACUGAGCAGCAAACUAUACUUCAAGUGCUCAACAAUAAACAUUUACAACCGCAAGCAACAGAGGUAGCAUCGGCAGAGGCGGAAUCAGAAUCUAGUGCAACAGCCGGUUCAUCAGCAGAAGCUGAGGGCACAUCAACCGCAGACAAGUCUAUACGUGAAGUGGAGACUUUAGAAUCAGCGGAUACAAACGAUGAUCUAGUCAACAGUCAUAGUCCAACUAACACCGAAAAUAGUUUUAGCAACGAGAGUGAAACGAAUCAAAUACCCAUUUCGACUGUAACGUCAGGAACGCUGAAAUCGGCAAUAACAACAGAAGCAGAAGCAGAAGCAAAAGAGACAGUGACAGCCGUUGCACAGCCCUCGACGUCCACAGUGCCUGCGAGUGGCACAGAGGCGACGAAAGAGACGAUUUCACCGCCUGCCGUUGACAGACAGUCUAGUAAUAGCGGCAGUGCCGAUCAGGGUCAUGUACUUGAUUUUGAAUCUCAUUUGAUAGAGACGUACAACGAGUAUCAAACACCCGACGAUAGUGUUGGUAUUAACGAAUUACAACCUCAGCAAAAUGAACUGACAGUGGGUACGUCGAAAGUGGAGACGCAUUCGAAUGUACGAACAGUUAUUGAAGUGGAACCAGCCGGGGCAAUAUCGAAGAAACCUAUUGAAAUAGUAGUGCAGACGAGUCAAUCACAGCGUAUUGAAUCUGGCAUUGAAGACGCUGACAGCAUAAAAGUUGAGCCAGAUAUUGAAGUGAAAGCUUGGGACAGAGUGGAAAAAGGAACGGAAACGGAAACAGAAACGGAAACAGUCACGGGGGUAGAGCAGGAAGCAGCCGUCUUUAAAGAACAGUGGGUGCCAAGUGACGCAAUUAAAGAGACCGCAGAGAGGUUAGUAAACGAAAUUGAACGUGAAGUGUUAGAAGCACUGAAGAGGUGUGAAGAAGCAAAAAACGAACUGAAGGCUGAGCCUGAGGCUGAGACAGAGAAAGCCACUGAGAUAGAAGCCGAAACCGCACAAAUACUUAGCAACAAGGUAGUCUCAGAACAAGAUCAAAAAGAAGAAAAGACUGAACAAACUGCAUCAUUACUAGAUGAAAUAAGUAAUACACUAUCACAAAAGGUCGACGCACAAUUGUCGGAAGUUACAAGCAUACUAAAGUCAUCGAAACCAAGUAACGGUGAAGCCUUAAAAGCUGAUGCCGAUCAAACGAGACACAACGAGCUUAAAAUUGUGAACGUGCCUUCACCAAAAACCCCAUCGGACGAGCAUGAGCGUCAGCUGUUUCUGGAAUCUUUACCUCAUAUUAAUAGUAACGCGGAGGCGCAAAAACUUGUCGAUGAUUGCAAACGUGAAUACUAUCAGUCACUGAAGAAGUAUCUGAUACAAAGUCCCAGUGAUCGCCCACCAGUUCCAUUGCAGACGUAUAAGUGGGAGGAUCUGCGGCGCGCAAAGGAAAGGGGCGGUUAUCCUUGGACCCAUUUAUACAAACGACCACUUGGACCAGAUGAGGAACCGGAAAUUGUUUUGCUUUUGCGCAAAUCACAAGAAUUUCGCUUUGUUUCGGAAUCACCUAAAUCUUUGAAGAAGGUCCGUAUUGACGAACAAGUUGUUGUAAAGCAACCCGAACGUUAUAUACAAGAACUUUCGGAAGGUGAAGAAGACUAUCUACAAUCUGCACCAGAAGACGAAGAAACGCACAGCUUACGCAGCGAAAGCAUUUCAUGUGUCUCGGACUCGGUACUGGCAACUGGAAAACCAAGAAAAUCUACACGGUUGGAGAAAAUUCGUGGUUACCUCAGGCGUCGGAAAGGCGGACGUACUAACGAAGACGCACAAUCACUGCCUUGCGCAUCGACCAGCAGUAGUCGACGACAUAGCCAGGAAAAUUUAGCAUCGCCAAAUCCACAGAUACUUAUAAACGGCAAAAACACAGAACAGAAGCAUUGCUAUCCCAUUAUGAAGAAAUUAAAAAGCAUGGCGGACCGGCAGAAGAAGCGUCUGAAUAUACGUCGCAUUCAUUUGGGCAAGGACGAGAAGAUUGUACUCGGAGAAGAAACAAAAAUCCUCAAACUAAAAAAAUCCCCAAAGGCAGAACGCGGUGAAAUACCUCACUUCAUAGAAAAACAAGAUUCUGACGACGUUCUAGAAAUAAUGGAAUUGGAUGAGUCACCAAGUCGAAAGCGAAGAGAUGACAAUAGACAAGAAGACGAGAAUUCUCUGAAAGAUAGCAAAGUACAUUUGGAGACAAAUCAUUCAGAAGCGGUUGACAUUGUUGUUCCCGAUGAGAUCAUAGAAAUACCCGACCUGCCGGAGAAUAACAAAGACACACCUACAACAAUAGAUGCAGCAAUAGUAAACGAGGCUGAGACACCGACAGAACCAAGUGAGGAUACAACUAUUUCAAAUGUAAUUGCCAAUACCGUGCCAUCACCAAAGAAAGCACCACGUCUCCGACGGGAACAUGUAUAUGAAGAAAUAGAAUCGGAAAUUCAGCCAGAAUCUUUGACUCAGCCUACGGUUACGGACGGUGGCAUUCUGGAGCCAGGUGCUGUUGAGGCACUCAAGGAAUCCUUGGCCAAACAGAACAGCUCUACCUUGAAACAUAUUGAAGAGGGGGUAAAAUCUCUGCCGCUUGAUCGAAUGGGUAGCAGCGAGGAGGAGCAAAUUGCAGCUGCCAGCGCUGCUGGAACGUCAGCAACGGAUAAGCCAACGAUGAACUUACUUGCACCGCUAUCGUCAAUCGACUCCGCCUCAUCUGACGAAGAUCGCAAUCGAGCGCAACUAUCUCCAGUAACGGAGGAAAGUGACGCGACAAGUAUUGUCGAGGAUAAUCUACGCAUCGUCGAGGACAACGAACCAAUAGAUCUGAAGCCAGCCAUCAAGAAGGAGGCAUCACCAGCGCCGUCCGACAAAAAAGUAACAUUUUCGCAUGUCGAAGAUGAAGCGGAACCGCAUCGCGAAGAUAUCGAAUUGCCAAUGGAAGUCCAAGAAGCCACACAAGAGGCUGCUCUGCGAAAAAAGUGGACGAAUAUGAGUGAUCAUGAAUACGAACCGAUCGCAUCCCCUCCGAGUGAAGAAAUCACCUCAACGCAGCAGUCUGAAAUAUCAAAUCUUUCCCGGAAUAUUGAGAAGUUGCACGAAGAAAUCAAAGAGGCAGAAGAUCUUCAGCAAGAUUUGGAGGAACGUUAUUUAAGUUCAGAAGCCACAACUCCUCGUACGGAGUCACGUACUGAUUAUGACAUACACACUAGUCAGGUCGAUUCAAGUGCCUUGGAAGAGCUGCCGUUAAAGUCAGAAAAUCGCAAAAAAGGCUUUAUGGCCAGCGCACAGGAUCGCACUCGCAAAAUGCAGGCUGGUAUAAAGAGUCAGGCCGGCAAAAUCAAAACAAAGUUGCGUACGCCUGCCAAGAAACCGGCAUCAUCGAGUCCAAAAGCUAAAGAGCGCAAGCGAUUUAAGGCACCCGAGUUCUCGAAAAUUAAAAUGCCAGAAAUUAAACGUCCUGACAUGUCGAAACUUAAAGACUUCAAACGUCCAGAAUUCACGAAAUUCAACAAACCAGAUAUGUCGAAAUUUAAACUACCCGACAAAUUCUCUACACUUAAACUUAGAAGGAGUAAAUCUUUUAAGGAAAAUGAGGGUCAGGACGAAGAAUUGGAGACAGAUACCACACCUGCUACGCAACCACAGAAGAAAAUGUUCGAAUUCAAUUUCGGCACCUAUCCAAGAGCAUUCCGCAAGAAGAAGCCUGUAGAGUCGCAAGCAUCAGUUGGACCUGAAACUCCCACUGAAGGUGUGAGUGUGAUUCCGAGCACUGAAACACAACCAUCUCUUGAAUCAUCUAGCUCCCCACAGGGAGAUCGAGGUCCGGGACCUGUGCGCUCACGUUGGGCCGAUAAGUUCUCAGACGUAAGCUAUAAUGAUAGCGAAGGCUCCCGUUACCGUCGCUACGGAAGCGAACAAGAGAGCUUUGACCGAGAAUCGUCACUGGAGCGGCGAAUGAAGGAUGAUUUAGAAGAGACUGAAAGCGAACCACAAGAAUUAGGAAUAAUGGGCGGCGUUGCUGAUACAAAACAAUUUGCUGAGUUUGAUGAGGAAAACCGAGCUAUACACGAAAUUUCCAAAAUGCGUGCUGGAGAAUUCAGGAGACGCCCCAUAGUUCAUCAAGACUCUGAUCUUCGAUCAGAAGAUAGUAAAGAGGUAGAGGGAUGGACAGAAAAAGAAAUUGAAAAGAACAAAUUGUUGCGCAAAGCUGAGCUAGAGGCAGAAGCGAGUUAUUUGAAAUACCCCUCCGACGAUGGAUUGCCACAGGAAACCCAGUCAACUGCCAGCUCAGGCAAAAAAGUGGUAAUGGAAGAAAUCGACGACGAUGAAUUUUUCUUACGUAAGCGAGGAAUCUCCGAAGAUAACAUCGAAUUACGGCAGUACAUAAGUAAUGCCAUACGUGAAGGGUACGAUAGACCAAUAAAUGCCUUGGAGCAUGUAGGACAAACCAAUGAACAAAUGGAGUAUAGGGAUUACGAUAUUCCACCACCGAAACCAAAGCGAUUACAUAAAAGCUCCCGACCACAAGAUAUAUCACAAGAUAUCGAAUCCCAGCGCAGCGAAUACGGCGAUGACCUUUCUUUGUCGCAAAAUGGCAGUGACUUCUUUACUGCUCCAAAACGUCCAUUGCGAAAAGGGCGCAGCCGCAGCAAAUAUUCAAUGGAUAGCCAAGAUUUUCCGGUCGCAGAAAACAUACGUCACGAGUCGUAUUUUGAUGAUGACGAGGAAUAUUUGCGCCCACCACGUAACAGUUACAAAAACAACGAUGAAGAGGAAAUGAAUGACUUAAACAUCGUCGGUAAACAAGUUUUCCCAGGGGACAUUGAGGGUGUCAACGAUGGAGCGCCGAUACCACAAGCACCACGGCGCCGAAAACGGGACACAAGUGACAAUUCAAUGGAUAAGGAUUCGUAUAUGAAUGGUUUUGGUGGUCGUUCGGUAUCAAAUAGUCGUUUACAACCAACCGAAGAUGUAAUAGUUUAUCGCACUGAGCAUGAAUAUCCUAUUUCUCUUACUUCACCUGAGAAAUUCACACCCACAAUGGAGAGCCGAAAAUCCAGACCGACUUCCAGAUUUGAAGAAGAAGACCGAACUUCGCAUGAAGCCGAAUCAAUGAGAUUUGAUGAAAAUGGUGAGCCACAGGGAGACAAGUUUAUUAUCGAUAUGAUGGAGAACGAUGGUUAUGCGAUCGUACGGAAGGAACAUUUGCCAAAACCAACACCACCAGCUCGCAGAAAGAAAUUUUCACGAUCGCCAGGUGAACGUUUCACUACCAUAUCUAGUGGAUUUGCCAAGGACCGCACACCGCCGCCGCCAGAGCGACCACCGCCGCCGCAGGCAUAUACCCCGUCCACAAUGGAGGAACCAGUGCCACCCCGACGAAAGUCAACUUCUAGCGUAGAUAUGACGCCGCAAAUACUGGAUGACGAUUAUGAAGAGCCGGAAGCGUUGCAACAGGAGCGUCCGGAAUCACCACGUGAUUUGCAAUCCGGAGAGAUUAUAAACAAAAUGAAAUUCCGACCAUUGCCACCUCCUCCUCGGCCGCCGCGCGAAAAGCGCCAACGCACCGAAAGCAAAAGUUUGGCGCACAGUGCGUUCAGUUCGCUGCAUGACCGCGAUAUCGGUGAUGAAAAAAUUGCCACAUCCUCCACUGCUGAUAGUUACGAUCCGACCGAUGUUGAUUUAGAUGAGGAAGAAACGCAUAUACCUGAAGUUGAAGUUUCCACACAGACAGACCCUUUGCCGGACGACUUUGAAUGCGAGGAAUUCGAAAUUACCGAUGAUAUGAGAAUUAUUGAACCGCGCAUAAACAGCAUGAGAAAAACGUUAGAUGAGUUAUUGAGAGAAGAGGAGAUGAAAUCUAAAGAUUCUGAAGAGUCUGCACCUCAGCUCACCGAAGAAGAGCAAUUGGCGCGCGGAUUACAACGAUUCCGCGAUGCUAACCAACGAAGCAUGUCAGAGCGAUCACGCGCAUCCUCGCAAGCCGAUCGAUCCAAAUCUCAAAGUCGCCCACAGACACCCUCUGCCGUGGUUAUUGAACGACGCGUGUCAACGCCUAUACCUAGCCAACAAAGUGAGACAAUGCUGGAAGCGUCGCUAAUUGUACGACCAAUUGACGACCUAGAUCUUGAAGAGGAAGAAUUACGCAGAGAAGGCCUUCUAACCGAUAGUUCACAACAAAGUAAGUCCGAUGUGGAAGCAACCUCUCAUGAAGAAGAGGAAGAGUCAAAACAUGCACUUAGCGACUAUUCCAUAGGCCCAAGCUCUGAAGAACUAAAUGCUGCACUUGAUGAGCUACGCGCUCAAGGUGAUAGUAACUAUGAAGAGGAAAAGGUUGAAAGUGAGAAGGGCGAAACAAAUGAAUAUGAUUACAAUGAAAAGAUUUCAGACGAAGGUACACUUGCUUCAAAUUAUGCUAAUUACUUAGGAGAAGAAACGUCAGGGAGAGAGGAUGAGGAUGAGCAACACGAAAGAUACGAAUUACUAUCUGAAACCAAAGAGAUGGAAACGCUUCCAUCUGCUUCUGAAGAUGAGCAGAAAUUAAGUGAGAGCGAAAGUGCACCAAUAGAAGAACGGAACCUUGUACAAGAGAAGGUGGACGUUUACGAAGCUGAAGGUGGCAGCCUAGACUAUAAAUUGGAUUCAACGAACAUUGUGGCAUCCGAGUGCAUAGAGGAAAACAAAGUUGUCGAAGAGCCACCAUUACCCCCGCCGCGCCGCAAGUCAACAACAACAGUUGAUAUACCGCCCACACUCACUUUAUUGGAAGAAGCUUCAAAGGAAUUAACACCUGUGCCAUCGUUGGUACCUGCGGCAGCGGUAGCAAUAUCCCCUCAACCUCAACUUCCCGCGCACUUAGGAGAACUUGAGGUUGAACGUUUACGUGUGCAUGCACUUCAAGCUGGCCAAAUUAUGGUUGCACAGCUCCAUGGCACGCAAAUAUCGGCCGAAGAAUUGGAAUGCAAAUCGGGAAAUUUGAUUGUGAACAAUAUUGCUUUACCGGAAGGCUUCAUUGAAGAUAUUGUAGGGCGCGUGCGCAGCUGCGACCGCAGCCAGUUACUCACGGUGGAAACACAAACUAGCUUGCAAGGGAGUGCCGAAGCGAUAUCUGCCGAAGAAAGGUCUCCUGUGAAGGAAGUUAUCCCGCCUCCAAAACCGCCACGCCAACGUGACUUAGAAACAGCCAAGCGAACGACCGGUGCUUUCGACGAAAUCGCUCUUCAACAGCUAAGAAACUACGAUGAAGAGACUCAAACUGAUCCGGCGUCGUUCCCAACUAAUGUCAACGUCCCACCUCCAGUAUACACCACGACCGAGUAUCUGCAAUCAUUACCGCCCUUGGGUUUCUAUAAUUUACGACGGGGCGACGAGCAACCAUAUAGCGGCAGUGGCGAUGGUAAUGAAGCCCCCCAGCAUAGGAGACAUCACCAUCAUCAUCAUCGUCAUCAUCGCAGAUGCGACUCGUCUUGUUCAGAAUGUGAAGACUAUGAUGACUUGGCAGAGAGGGAAGAAACGCGCUCUCGUUCACAUAGCAGACGCUCCCGCAGCAGUACACGCCCACCUCCCGAGCAACAAACUGUAACAAAGGCAGGCAAGCAAUUCAUAUCAGCUUGCAGUUUGUCGAUUGUUCAAAUGAUAAACCGUUUAACUGCCGCAAUUCGAGGCGGGGAGCCAGACAAAAAUAUUGAAGCGCAAAUACACCAUAUUCCGACAUUGGUGGCCCUUUUCGUUGUCAUAUCGUUUACAUUGAUUGUAUACAUGCUUUCGGGCAAAAAUGUGCACACUCAUCAUUGGGACUUUUUCAACCCACCAGGGAAUGGGCCACGUCAGUCAUAGAAUUAUGUGGGUCAAAUAUUUUUUAGUUCCUGUUUUUCCAGAGAUCGAAUAAGCAAUGCCCACACCAAGCCAGUGAUAAGAGUUUUUUGCAUUUUAUGUUUUGGUGAAAAUUCUAAUAUGAAAUGGAAUGGCCACGGGCUUAUCUAAAGAUAAUCUAAAAUAUCAAACCUUAAGUGACUGAUCUGAGACCGGUAGGAAUUGAGUAUGAUACGGCGAUCUCUUUUUUAAUGAUUUCGGAAAGAAAGCUA